Molecule: messenger RNA, 3051 nt
Organism: Notolabrus celidotus (New Zealand spotty)
Lineage: Eukaryota; Metazoa; Chordata; Actinopteri; Labriformes; Labridae
Gene: meioc
Product: minamoto
Exons: 8
Coding region: 391-2718 (775 amino acids)
Biological process (GO): meiotic cell cycle; male meiosis I; mRNA stabilization
Cellular component (GO): nucleus; cytoplasm
Source: RefSeq, a predicted model, not a curated record
AGUAGCCAUGCGCCAUUACGCUCGUCCCUCGGCCUACAACAUGUAGCAGCAGGGUCUAACCUUUAGUUACAGUCUAUGGGUUUAACCAUAGACUGUAAAUAAAAAUGAUUUAACACCUGUUGCUAUCGGUUGCUAUGCGUUGAUUUUUUGCUUGAUGUUAAUUGGACCAGAAACCAGAGUCAUCAAACUCAUCCAAUGGCUGCUAAGGUCGCGAGGGCAACAUCGAACGUUACGGGUUCGAGUCAGUUGAAGUGGGGCACGAGCGCCCCCAACUAUAAUGUGAAGUCAGUGAGACCGUCUUCAACACUUUUCCGUUCCUCCUCACUUAUCCCAACAAGACCACUGACUUUGAUGGUGUGAAGAAUCUGACCAAGUUCUGAAGAGUUCAAAAUGGCAUUUGAUGGGCCCCCGAGUACAUCUGCAUAUUCACUGUUCCCCAGUUUCCAGCAUCAGGUCAGUGUAAACGGAGGAGUUGGAAGAAAUGGUAGCAUGUCAUCUCCCAUUGUUUCACACCCCAGCGUGUCGAUUCUGGAACAGGACACAUCUAGUAAGCACAGGUCUCACAUUGCUAAUGAUGAUCCCUUUGGCCUUAUCACUAGUGCUCAGAGCAACAUCAAAAGCAGGAAACCUACAGAUAACACUGACUGUGACGGGGAGACUGGUCUACGGCGACUCGUAUCAAAUAUUUUGGAUGAUGCAGAUUCACAGGACAGCUACUUCAGUGAUAGGAGCCGCCCAUGUAUACCCCUCUGGCCUGCACUGACAGAAGAACUGCCAGAAUACUCACAAUUAGAGAUGAAAACACAACAGAACCAUAUCUUUCCUCCAAACUAUGCAUUCCCUGAGGCUUUCAGUAAAACACGGGGGCAGUCUGUCAACAAAGAUGUGGAGGAGUUUUUCCAGCAGGCCAAUGGCAAUACUACAAAUCAACAAUGGCUUUUUAAUCUGCCUAAUGGAGACAGAGACAGCUACACUCAAAAUACUCAUCAGAAAAUGCCAUCAGGUCGACCAAACAGCAUAAGCGCCUACCUCUCCCAGAAACAACAAGGCAAAUCUGACUACACAUUACCUUACAAAGACGGGAGAAACGGUCAGCCUAUGAAUCAUUUCCCUGAUCUCAGUGACGUUCUAAGAUCUGACAGUGAAAUGAGAAGCCUGUGUUUUAAUCCUAGUUAUGAAGAUCACUUCAGCCAGAGCAGUGCAAAGCCCAUCAGUAAUGAACAGUGCACUUCCCAAGAAGUGAACCAACUGGUCAACAGUUUGCAGUCAUUCAUGGCCGGUGAAAACGACAGCCUGUGUCAGGUAGACUUUCCAAGCAUGCACAGGCAGUCAGUGGCCAUGCACUAUGAUGAAACCAUGGCUGAACAAUGCAAAAUCAUAGCUUCUGCAAUGUCAUCACAACGGGGUAGAAAGUUUGGGGCUGAGCUGAUGGAACAAAAUGGAGGAGAAAAUAACCAAAUAGUGAAUUAUCAUGCCUUUCAAGAUCAGCCUGGAUUCAGCCCUCAAAACGCAAACUACUUCGAGCAACCAAAACCAAUCUUUGCAUCUUUAAACGGCAGCAAUCAGUACCAAAGCAAAGUGACCAUGCACAGAAAAAACGCUCCCAUCCCCAGCAUGAACAUGGACCAGUUUUCAAAGCAGCACAUUCAGCAAGCUAAAGUACAGAGCAAGAUCAGGCCACCGAUGCAGGAAGAAAAGAGGAGGAUGCUGCUGUCAGGUUUUCCAGGAGAAGGUGUCCAGGCAAGACCCCUAACCGACACUGACAUGCCAGGAGGAGAUGAGAAAUGGGGCCUCCUUCAAAACAUGUAUUUCGACCCCAUCGAGAACAUGCAGUUAAAGAGAAUUGAGGAAGAAAACACGAUUCGUGCAGCAAACGCACAGCAGCUCCUUCCUUGUGUGUGCCCUGUUAAUGACUCUGGAAGGAUAUCUAGUGUUACCAUGAACCACUCCAACUUAAGCUCCAGAGCCACACUGCCCUACGGAAGAACCGCUCCUGGCAUGGACAUUGGAGAUGUGAUGUCAGCCAAUGAGUCUGCAGCUUUGAACUUCUACGUCAGGGGUAUGAGGACCCACCGAGUAGAUGGCACCUAUCAUGGCAAUGCCUCCGCCAUGACCACGUCAGUGGUGAUGAAUCGAGGAGGAGGACCUGUGCUUCAGCUCAACGUCUACCUGGAGGAGUGCUAUGAGCAGUGGUCAUGUUUGGAGAUGGAGAGAGAGAAGACACAGGCCGUCCUUUCCCUGACAUUCCCUGGCAAAAAAAGUGCUCCAGUGAACAACACCAACAUGCCCAGGACUCCACCAAACCCUACAAGAGUGGACCACCUCAUCUUCAAAAACCAAAGAGAACAAGCCAGGGUAGCGGGCCUUCUGGAUCGAAUGGUGCGUCUGUGCAACAUUCCUCUCCACGCAAACAUCCACUCUGCACUUACCAGGCACAACACGGCAAUUUGCAUCACCCAGGCCAGACGCAAGGAGGAGAUCGCCAACCUGCCUAAACAUCAGUGCCAAAGAGCUCACUUCACAGAGGACAGAGACACCCUGUUGAUGGCCAUUGCACUGAAAGACCUUGCUGUUACCACAAGGAAACUCCGCAACGCCCUGUGGUGUGCUCACCAGAUGAUACUCCCAAAACCUGUCAGGGUGCAGGAGCAGCAUGCGGUCAGGGAGGCCUCACACACAAGAGGAAGCCCCUCUCCAUUUGAGGUUUACUCUUUUUAGGAAAUGCCUCAACAGGCACCAAGCAUGAGUUAAAGGUCUGAUGGAAUUGAAACCACUCCUGAAUACACUUGUCAUACAUUUCCCAUAAGCAGCAGAGGGAUGUAAAAGAUGUUCCACCUACCUGCUAGUCUAUUGUAACAUCUCACCUGCAGCACUGCAAUCAUUGCAGAACACAAGAUGUACCAUUUGAAGCUUGAUGAUGGCAGCACGCUGAAGCUUCAUGCAGCUAUGUUUUGUUCUGUACAAUUAGCAUGAAAUAAUUUAUUCUGCUGCAUCUUAACUUCAUUUCAUACAAUUAGUGUUUGUUCUAAAGUAAACCGAGUUUUGCCCAAG